This is a messenger RNA of Branchiostoma floridae (Florida lancelet), 1764 nucleotides long. Its product is annotated as dnaJ homolog subfamily C member 7-like. Bases 1 to 903 code for a protein of 300 amino acids. The transcript is spliced from 2 exons. The record is from RefSeq and is a predicted model, not a curated record. NCBI's taxonomy places the organism in Eukaryota, Metazoa, Chordata, Leptocardii, Amphioxiformes, Branchiostomatidae. Gene Ontology annotation, molecular function: protein binding.
AUGUCUACCACCACGGAGCAAGCAGACGACAAGGAGAAUGCAGAGACCGACAAGGUUAAAAGACCUACAAAGAGAAGAUCAGACGAAGGAGUAGGUGGUCACCAGAGACUAACCAACAGCAAGGCCUGGUCGUCGGCGUCCCGCAAUGUGUCGUCGGACCACUCAGGGAAACGACUUCGGUUCAACCCGCCGCACCACGCCGUCAGCACACCGCAGACGCCCCGGUCAAAGAGAUCAGGAGAAUAUGAGAAGGCAUACGACUUGUACACAGAGGCACUCACAAUCGACCCCGAAAACAGGUUGACCAACGCCAAACUCUACAACAACAGAGCCGCAGUUUGUGUCAAGCUGGGCCGACUGAAUGACGCUAUUCAGGACUGCACACAAGCUAUUGAGCUGGACUCAUCGUACGUCAAAGCCAUCUCUCGUCGGGCCACAUGCUACAUGGAGACCGAGUGCUUUGAAGAGGCCAUCCGCGACUUCGAGACCCUCUACAAGCUAAACCCGACACCCGAGAACGAGAAACUUCUCCGUGAAGCCACACAAAAACAGAAGAUGAGCAUGAAAACAGACUUUUACAAAAUUCUCGGAGUGGAACGCUUCGCGACGGCCGACGAGAUCAAGAAGGCGUACCGUAAGUUGGCACUGAAGUGUCAUCCUGACAAACACGUGGGGGCGAGCGAAGACGAGAAAAUCGCCAUGGAGAAGAAGUUCAAGGCGAUCGGAGAGGCACACAAGACCCUGUCCGAUCCUGUAGAGAGGGCAAAAUACGACGAAGAACUGAGUCAAAGUUACCUAAAAGACCUUAUGUCGGACAGGACAAAUGCGCAAACUAAGGUCAAUGUAAACACUAGAUCAAGUGGUACACCAUUCAAAAGUAGGUUUACUUUUCAUUAUGUGUAAUCCUUUUAUUCCUGCUCAGUUAAAUGUUAACGUGCUUAUAAUAGGCACCUAUUACUUUACCUAGCACGUAAACUUAUGUAUCUGCAUAUCAAAGAUUCAACACUCUCUCUAGGCUAUCUUCUCGUCACAGCGAGCUGCCGAAUAGACUCCACAGAAACACAACAAACCUCCCAGUUUAUUGUAGAUUCUCAACAUUUAUGGAUAGCACAUCUUCUUGUCGACUGCUAAUAUUCUCGUAUUUUUAUACAUGUGUAUCAUGUAAGAAUGGGUAAAAUUCUAUUUUAGCUUUAUUUGAAUUCAACGAUUGCAGUAUUUGAAUGUACUAUUCAAAAUAUAGCAAUAACUGUAACUGUUAUCUGUCUCAUAUCAGUUGGAACAUUAAUCCAUGACCAAAUUAAACCCUUGUAAGCUUGAUAUUUUUAUUCUGUAUAUAUGAGAUAUAGCUUAACUGCAAUUCCGUAGUUUUUUUAUCAAUAGCUAACAUUACAGACAGUUGUGUUUACACAAUGCCAAUAAAUCGGAAAAGAGCACGACAUUCACACCCACUGUUUCGGGCAAGAAUGGGGGCAUCAUACGGUAUGGCUCGGUACUGCAAUUUGACAUUCAGUACCAAACUAUUGUAUUAAUAUCACCAAACAACACACUGGAACCACUACAACACAACACAACACAACACAACAUAACACCACAUCACUCCACAGACCUAUGCAAAUACAACACACCACACCACGUCACAACAUAGAAUGACAACACACCACACAACACAGCACACUGCAACGAUGCAUGGCGACGCAACAGGCAUGCUGCCAUCGCACUGAUGCUUCUACCAUGAAAUGAUGUCAUAAUUCCUGUCACCUGGUC